Molecule: messenger RNA, 3456 nt
Organism: Dendronephthya gigantea
Lineage: Eukaryota; Metazoa; Cnidaria; Anthozoa; Malacalcyonacea; Nephtheidae
Exons: 12
Coding region: 196-2811 (871 amino acids)
Biological process (GO): signal transduction
Source: RefSeq, a predicted model, not a curated record
CCUCACUAUAUUCCUGCGAACAAACAUAAAGAUGGUGAAAUGUUACAACCAGACUAUCGCUACCACGAUACGGUAUUAAUAUACUUCGUUGAAACAUUUCACUAUUACGCAGAAUACAUCUUACCGAGAAUAUGUGCAACGAAUAAAGAUUUUUGACUUCUGAAAUCAUCAUUAAACAAGAUAUCGGCGCAUGUGAUGGGUUUUUCAACUAUAUUUGCUGUCUUUAAAUUGCUUUUAAUUUUAUCUGUAUCUGCAAAUGAAGACGAGGACGACCCGGUGUGCAAAGGUAGUUUUCGCGGCGAGGAAAUUGAUGAUGCAUUCAGCUGCAUUAGUACAAACGGACAAACGUUAGUCAAUUUAACAAAACAUGAUGAUCAAGUAAAGUUGGAGCUUAUAGACGCAACUCAUAUCUUAGACGUUUAUAUAGACUCAACAUUCUCCCUUUACUGCUGCUUCUAUUCCCUACCAUAUUGCCCACGUAUUAUUUGGUAUAAAGAUGGUGCGGAAAUAACAAAUUAUAAAAAGAAACUAGAAGGUGGAAGAACAUUGGAAAUUUACGCUACACCAUCAGCUGGAGGAAACUACACGUGUGUUGCGACCACGCCCUUUGGCGAACAAUCGAGCUUCGUAAACACCGUGGUGACACACACUAAUCCUUGGAAUGAAGAUAAGCCCAAACUGGAGUGCCAACGUUUUUUUGAAAGUCAACAUAUUUACGAUGCAUUCAGGUGCAAUAGUACAUACCGAUCAACGUUAACUAAUUUAGCAAAGCAUGAUGAUCAAGCUUUGUUGACGCUUGAAAACGCAACCCAUAUCUUAGACGUUUAUAUAAACUCAACAUUCCACCUUUAUUGCUGCUUCUAUUCCCAACCAUAUUGCCCACGUAUUAUUUGGUAUAAAGAUGGUGUGGAAAUACGAAAUUAUACAAAGAAACUAGAAGGUGGAAGAACAUUGGAAAUUUACGCUACACCAUCAGCUGGAGGAAACUACACUUGUGUUGCGACCACGCCCUUUGGCGAACAAUUGAGCUUCGUAAACACCGUGAAGACACACACUAUACCUAGGAAUGAAGAUGAUCACAAACCGGAGUGCCCACGUUUUUUUGAUGGUCAACAAAUUAACGAUGCAUUCAGUUGCAAUAGUACAUACCGAUCAACGUUAACUAAUUUAACAAAGCAUGAUGAUAAUGGAAUGUUGACGAUCGGAGAGCGAACUAAAUCCUUAGACGUUUAUAUAAACCAUCCAUUCUUCUAUCUUAAAUGCUGCUUUUAUUCCCAACCAUAUUGCCCACGUAUUAUUUGGUAUAAAGAUGGUGUGGAAAUACUAGAUAAUCUAGAUCUUAUAAAGAAACUAGAAGGUGGAAGAAUAUUGAAAGUUUACCCUGCACCAUCGGUUGGAGGAAACUACACGUGUGUUGCGACCACGCCCUUUGGCGAACGAUCGAGCUUUGUAAUCCCCGUAUAUGCACAGAGAAGUUGCAGUGGAAGUCCUACCAUGGUAAAGGAACCUAGCACGGAUGUGAUAAAAGUGAAAAAAGGCAGUCGUCAAAAACUCGUGUUGACUGUUAUUUGUUAUGGAAGAUUAGCUGUGUCCACAGUUGUGUGCAGAAGAAAUCACGGCAGGUUUAUUACAUCUGACGGUUAUUAUAAUGAAAGUCGAUUCCGAUCAGGGAGAAACAAUGAGCCCACACUGCAGUAUACUUUAGUUAUUUACAACUUCUCAAGAAUUGAAAAUAUUACUUGUGGGUUAACUGGCCGUGAUAAACCUUGGGCAAAGUUUGUUUUGAUAGAAAAAGAAUGUGAAGAUUCUCCUUAUAUUGUUCCGAAAAAAGGAGGCGUGAUCGAAUUGAACUACGGGGCAAAUUAUACAAUGAAAUGUAACAUAUAUUGCCUGAGAAAACGGAACUUUAAUGAUCCAGUUUGGAGAGACGGACAUGACGAUAUUAUAACAACAAGCAAAUAUUCAAAUUACCGGCUUCAUGAACGCGACUUAACUCGUGGUGGUUAUGCUCCGGCCAGUAAACCAAGCUACGAAACAAGUUUAACAGUUAUAAACCUUACCAGAAGUGAAAAUUUUACCUGCUAUGUUUCUGAGGAGCGUCGAACGGGAACGGCGUUUUCGUUGGUGCUCAUCCAUGCAGAUACCGAACGUGGUCAACGAGGCACCGAUGAACAAAGUGCUAUUAACCAGACAGGAAUGUGGAUAGGGCUUAGUACCGUUACCACUUUUUUUGUUUUCUUUAUCGUUCUGUUUAUACGGUACAGAAAAAAAAUAUUAAUGUCGUCGUCGUUUGUGCCGCGCAUACUUUACCGUCCAAAAGAAGAAGAUGCAGCAGCUCGUUAUGAUGCAUUCAUCUCGUACAGCGAAGCAGACGGCGGCUCAUUUGUGCGUUCUACGUUGAAGCCAAUGUUGGAAAACGAGUGUGGUUACACUUUAUCCUUACACUAUCGAGAGUUUGUUCCUGGCACUGCCAUUAUUGACAAUAUAAUGGACUCUAUAUACGACAGCCGUCGCAUUUUGACCGUCCUCACUCCGAAAUUUCUCAAAAGUGAAUGGUGCAAAUUCGAGGUAAAUCAGGGACUUCGCCGCCUUAUCGAAAAGCCAAAUACACUCGUCGUUAUUAUGUUAAACGAAAUACCGGAAGACCAAAUACCGAAAACGCUUCGCUCGUUCCUAAAGGGUUACACUUGUCUUCACUGGGACGAUAAUAAGAAGGAUGAAAUGCGCAGAAAAUUACAGGAGGCUUUAGGAUCACCAAAUACUAUUAAUAAUUCUGAUGGUCCCACAACCGAAAACUGCGAGGCGGGAUAGAAUGGCCAGACUCUGAUGAUCAGUCCAAUGAAAUUGGGUCAUACAAUCGGAAAAUAAACGAUAUUGCACAGCGAAAAAAGUAAAUUAUCACCGUUGAUGCACAACUUCACACCGAAGCAGAGGAAAGAGGAAGAUGUUAGGUGGAAGUUUUUUGUAGCGAAUAUCUGUAAGACCUGGGAUUUUAUAUAUUUUAUAAAGAUUUAGGAUAUUUUAUAAAGCAAUCUAGUCCCACUUUGGCCUAGCUAUAAGAGACCGGUCAUUAUUUAUGAAGAGAAAUCACCCCACUUAAAGAUGAAAAAGAAAUGUUACCCACCACAUCGUCAAUCCGCCUAUAUAAUAUAUUGUAUACACGCUAUUCUUUUAAUGCCUUUUGAUUGGUUGUUUUUUUAUAUCACGUGGUAUUUAAUAAACAUUUACCGUGUACUGCCCAAUGAAGGUUUUCACUACACGGUAAAUAGAUUCAAAAGAUAAAUAGAUUCAAAUAGAUUUUUCCAUCACACGGUUGCUUUCAUUACAACCAAUCACUCACAAUAAUAAUCGCAUGCACCGUGCUCUUACGCAGUUGAUCGUAUACGAAACCAAAUAAUCAAAAUCACAAAAUUAGAAAUUGUUCACUUCAGUAACUCAAUAAUAUUAGAACUUGGU